Apaloderma vittatum (bar-tailed trogon) is the source of this 909-nucleotide messenger RNA. RefSeq names its product inorganic pyrophosphatase 2, mitochondrial-like. Gene Ontology annotation, biological process: phosphate-containing compound metabolic process. Lineage: Eukaryota; Metazoa; Chordata; Aves; Trogoniformes; Trogonidae. Gene Ontology annotation, cellular component: extracellular exosome; cytoplasm. The annotation marks the transcript as partial. Gene Ontology annotation, molecular function: inorganic diphosphate phosphatase activity; magnesium ion binding. The record is from RefSeq and is a predicted model, not a curated record. The transcript has 10 exons.
CUGGAACAAGGAUGUCCUGUUUAAUAUGAUUGUAGAAGUGCCUCGUUGGACAAAUGCAAAAAUGGAGAUUGCCACCGAGGAGCCGUUGAAUCCCAUUAAACAAGAUACGAAGAAAGGCAAGCUCAGAUAUGUGGCAAAUAUCUUUCCUCACAAGGGUUAUAUAUGGAAUUAUGGUGCCCUCCCACAGACCUGGGAAGAUCCAAACCAUAAAGAUAACAUUACAGGAUGUUGUGGAGAUAAUGAUCCUAUUGACGUUUGUGAAAUAGGUUCAAAGAUUCGUUCUUCUGGUGAGAUUGUCCAGGUGAAGGUCUUGGGUGUUUUAGGUCUUGUUGAUGAAGGAGAGACAGAUUGGAAAAUAAUUGCUAUCAGUGCAGAUGACCCAGAAGCUCAGAAAAUCCAUGAUAUUGAUGAUGUCAAGAAACACAAACCAGGUUACCUUGAGGCUACGAUUGACUGGUUCCGAUUAUAUAAAAUUCCUGAUGGUAAACUGGAAAACCGGUUCGCUUUUAAUGGGGAGUUUAAAGACAAGGAUUUUGCUGUUGAAAUUAUUAAAUCCACCCAUGAAUACUGGAAAGCUUUGCUUCAUAAAAAAGCUGAUGGAGGUGCUAUUAAGUGCACAAAUGUUCUGGUGAGUGGCAGCCCAUUUUGUUGCAGUGAGGAGGACGCCCGAUCAAUUGUGCAUUCGGCACCGGUGCCUAUGAGUGGAGAUUCUGUUUCCCCAGAAGUUGAUUCCUGGCACUUUUUUCUCAAGUGAUCAGCAAAGUGUUCUGAAGCUGCAUCAUCAAAUCUUCGAGUCACCCCUUUUUUGAAGACAAGCAAAAGCACUAAUUGUUGGGUUCCUGUUGAAACAACUUUUCAAUCUGUGUAAACCUUCUCUCGUGUAAAUAAACACUGACAUUAUAAAAUGAA